This is a messenger RNA of Aureobasidium subglaciale EXF-2481, 759 nucleotides long. RefSeq lists its product as uncharacterized. Bases 1 to 759 code for a protein of 252 amino acids. The transcript has 3 exons. Gene Ontology annotation, molecular function: zinc ion binding; DNA-binding transcription factor activity, RNA polymerase II-specific. NCBI's taxonomy places the organism in Eukaryota, Fungi, Ascomycota, Dothideomycetes, Dothideales, Saccotheciaceae. The record is from RefSeq and is a predicted model, not a curated record. Gene Ontology annotation, biological process: regulation of DNA-templated transcription.
AUGUCUUGGUCUUUAGAAGAUAUACGCAGAGCACCUAGUCAUCAGCAAACACCAGAGGUCACUGAAGCACAUCCGAUCUUCAUUGCGCCUUACUACGCCAGUAUCACACACGAUAUGACAAACCCAAGCAAGUCCGAGGUGUCCCAGGACGAGAACGUGAGUAAAAAGUCGCCCAAGUGGAUAGAAGUCGAGGACCUCAAGGCAUACUACGCUACCCACGACCCUCCUGGUCGCAAGUAUCCAGCCCCAACCGAUGCAGAGUUCGAGGACUUCCACAUCGAUGCCUCAGCUGGAAUCAUUCAAGAUGAUGGACCUACUGCUGGCCAGAUGAAAGAGGCCGCCAGGCUCGCAAGAAAGCCUUCAGGAAAAUCAAUUGUCAAGUCAGGAGCCCAGGCCGACGCAAAGGCUGCCGUGACAGCCAAGCCACCCAUGACGAACACCAAGAAGGUGGCAUACGAGGGUAAAGGCAAAGGCAAAAAGGUAGAAAGUAGCGACGAAGAGGAUGAGGAAGAAGAAGGAGAAGAAGAAGAUGAGAAGAUGGAACCUAAAGAGGACCCCAAUGCGAAGAGGUACAAGAACUGCAAUGAAUGUUAUUGGUCGAAGGUCAAGUGCGAGCCAAGCGAGGAGUCGGGUGAUGACGGAGCAAGGAUCUGUGAGAGAUGUGUCGAAAAGGACCUUCAAUGCCACAUCAGCAUUGUAGGCACGCGACCAGUGGCUCGUCCUUCGUGGUCACCGGCUCCACGGGUCCGUCCUGCAUGA